Cladophialophora psammophila CBS 110553 is the source of this 1899-nucleotide messenger RNA. RefSeq lists its product as uncharacterized. NCBI's taxonomy places the organism in Eukaryota, Fungi, Ascomycota, Eurotiomycetes, Chaetothyriales, Herpotrichiellaceae. The record is from RefSeq and is a predicted model, not a curated record. The transcript is spliced from 3 exons. Gene Ontology annotation, molecular function: DNA binding; zinc ion binding. Gene Ontology annotation, biological process: DNA-templated transcription. Bases 1 to 1899 code for a protein of 632 amino acids.
AUGGUAGACGCUGAUAUCGGUGGCAGCGCGCAUCGUGAAGACCACAUCUCAUCUGAUUAUCUGCAGGACCUUGAGCGUUUCGUGCAGUCGGUGCAGGAUGGAUUGUCCCAACUUAAAUCUGUUGGCUCGAAUCGUUCGGGCGGCGCCGGCGAUCCCCAGGGGAUCCUCUCAAGCCCGAUGACUACAGAAAUUUCAGCAACAAGGGAUCCACGACUGUCGAUGCGACGUCGCCAGAGCUCUACGGUCACACGGGCGAGUCCGUCCAGCUUCGAAAGUAUGCUCAAAUUGGCCCAGUCCUCGUUGACAGACAAUGGCACAAUCCCGAGUAUCAACGAAGAGGUCUUCAGCGUGACUUCAUGUGAAGCUGCCACGGCGGAGGAAGAUUCUAUAGGAGCUCUCGUUCAUGCCGGACACCCCAUCCUUGCUCUUGGCGAAUCGACUGCCAAUUCUCUUGUCGACACUUUCGCCUCUCACGUUGGCGUUAUGUACCCCUGCGUCGACAUGGCCACCAUUCGGCGCAAUCUAACCCAUCUUUACCAUCUGAUAUCCAGCUCCGGUCGAGGGUCGACUGCGAACCUGCGGCUUAUCGACAUAGAGAUACUCAAAGCCGUCAUGAUGGUGGGCGCCGCUGCCAAGUCUUCGGAGCCGUCUAGUCUGGCCGAAACCCUCGAGCAGAGUCUGCUCUGGACCGCGCAAAGUGUCUGUAGCCAGGAGUCGGUGGAGAUCGAGGACGUUGUUAUGUCUUGUUUGAUGUGCAUCUACUUCUUUCAUCGAGACGAACGCCAGAAAGCGUGGAGAAUGGCCGGUAUUGGUGCACGCACAGCUCUGGAAUUAGGUCUCGAUAUUCACGAACCCCAUGAAGUAUGCGGUGUGCAAAAGACAACCUCCGAAUUCGAACAAAGUGAUUCCUACGACCUUCGACGCAGAUUACUCUUCUGCUGUGUCUAUGACCUGGAUAGUUGGAGCAGCUUCCUGACAGGCCUUCCUCGUGUUUUGUCAACUCAGCUACCACCAGAUCACCUCAACUGUUUGCAACCACGAACUCACAAAUAUCUUCGUGCCAUGCUCGAGAUGGACCGCAUUGGAGCGGACAUCUUCGCUCUGCUGAGAGAACCGGAUCAGGCCGCCGACUCUCUUGGAACUAGGACGGAUUAUUUGGAGUUCCGACUUAAGAACAUGGAACGCACGACAGGCUUAGAGAAGGUUUGGUCAGAAGAAAAGGACCAGGACUGUGCGAUUCCAAGAGCCGUACAACUAUUCAUACAAACGAGGGCUAAUCACUUUCGUAUCUCGAUACAACUCCGAUUGCUGGCUUCGGCGAGAAUAGCGGCCACUCGACCACACUUUUUCCAAGCAUUGGUGGGUGCCGCAGAUGACAACGUGUGGGUGUGCAAGACCGCGUGGGAGGGUGGAUCCAUUCCUGCGCUUUUACGACCAACGUUUGUUCACUUCCUCAUGGCGGCCAUAUCAGCUAUGGUCCUUGCUGCUAUCUACGAUCCCGGCAGAUAUAGCGUCGAGUGUCGGCGCCCAUUCGAGGCAGGACUUGAGAUGCUCGAAGCUUGGUACCACACGCCGCGCGGAAUGGACUCACGACAUCGAUACUCCCUCGCGAAGCUGCGCAAUCUGGGGCGAAGGGUCCGUAUCUCCAACAACAAGGCCGGUGAUGGUUCUUUGAUCGAUGACGACUCUGCCGUUGAGCCGUUAACCGCAUUCGCCUUGCAUGAUACAUCCACGUCUGACACAAAUCUCGAGCAGAGCUGGAAUACCCUGACUGAUGAUGCAUUCACAAUCGGAGGCAUGAGUACGCAAAUGCAACCGUGGGAUGAAAGGUGGUUAGACUCUGUAUUUAACGAUCAAUGCAGCUGGAGCUCGCGACAGCGAGAAACGUCCCAUCUAUAA